Aspergillus sclerotioniger CBS 115572 is the source of this 1040-nucleotide messenger RNA. Its product is annotated as BUD31 family protein. Gene Ontology annotation, biological process: mRNA splicing, via spliceosome. The coding region runs from base 118 to 564 and encodes 148 amino acids. Lineage: Eukaryota; Fungi; Ascomycota; Eurotiomycetes; Eurotiales; Aspergillaceae. The record is from RefSeq and is a predicted model, not a curated record. Gene Ontology annotation, cellular component: spliceosomal complex; nucleus. The transcript has 3 exons.
GUGACGGGAACGUAGCGGAAUUGGCGCCUGUUUCUCCAAAUAUAUCGAGUUCUUCUUCUUUCUGCGUAGGCGCAGGGCUUUCCCACCUUCCUUCCAAUUGAUUGUCACAUUCCUACCAUGCCUCCGGUACGGACCUCCCGCAUUCGCAAACCGCCUCCGGCAGGCUUCGACGACAUAGAGGAUACAUUACUCGAGUUCAGCAAUAAGAUGAAAGAUGCAGAGAAUGCAUCUCAUGACGGUAAAAAGAAACAUGAGAUGCUCUGGCCCAUAUUUCAGAUCAGCCAUCAGAGGUCAAGGUACAUAUACGACUUGUACUACGAGAAAGAGGCUAUUUCAAAGCAGCUCUACGAGUGGCUUCUGAAAAAUAACUACGCAGAUGCCAACCUCAUUGCUAAAUGGAAGAAGCAAGGCUAUGAAAAGUUAUGCUGCCUCCGCUGCAUCCAGACGAAGGAAACAAACUUCAACGCAACCUGCAUCUGCCGGGUACCCAAAGCACAGCUCAAGGAGGAUCAAACAAUCCAAUGUGUCAGUUGUGGAUGUCGAGGUUGCGCUAGCAGUGACUAGUAUAAUUGCGAAAAUGAACUUUUUGUCUUGUCAAUAUCUUUAGCGGAUUCGGGUUUUACUUGGGCAAUUGAGGGAAACAGUUUGCGGCUUCGACCUUACGGGUUUGGCGUUGGAUCAGGAAUUGAGAACUUGAUAUCUUUUCCUUCUACUAACUGUUUCCUCCGUCUCGUCAUUGCCCUUCGGGGAAAUCUUCCCUUUUUUAUUGCUCCAAGCAUAGACUACAUCGGCUUAUUGGGCCCUCCUCGCCUUAGAGGGCAGCGCAAUACUCAGAUGUACGUCGCCAAGUAUCCCUCUUUUGGCUUACGAACUUAUGCAUUACGGACCCGCACGCUUCCAAAAAAUAUUUGAGAAUCGAUGCAAAUUCGGCCCUCUUGCGGUGGAAGCUAACUAAUAUAUGAGCUCUGUAAUAGUCCAACGGCGACAAGCAGAAAGUACCAAUAUCAACAACGCAGGCAAAACAGCAGAUAUUCAGGUUC